CGCGUAAACCCCUUGGCUUCUUGGAGCCGCCGCUUGCCGCCUGAGGAAGCCUCAGGCCGAGCGGGGUGAAGCGGACACCCGGGUGGCGGAGGCCGGCGGGGCCGGGGCGGGAGGCGAAGACUCAUGAAAUGGCCACAGAUGAUAAGAGUUCCCCGACAUUGGACCCUGCUAAUGAUUUGCCUCGCUCUCCCACGAGUCCUUCUCAUCUCACCCACUUUAAACCUUUGACUCCCGACCAGGAUGAGCCCCCCUUCAAGUCAGCAUAUAGUUCAUUUGUAAAUCUUUUUCGGUUUAACAAAGAGAGAGGAGAAGGGGGCCAAGGAGAGCAGCAGGCUCCUGGUGCAAGUUGGUCCAGCCCUCAGAUCCCUUCGAGGACACAGUCUGUGAGGUCGCCCAUACCUUACAAAAAGCAGCUUAAUGAGGAGCUCCAGCGGCGUUCCUCAGUGUUAGCAGAGAACACUUUGCCACAUCCCCAGGAGAGCACAGACUCAAGAAGGAAAGUAGAACCAGCCUUUGGAGGUCAUGACCCACGUACAGCUGUUCAGCUUCGAAGCCUCAGUACAGUAUUGAAGCGCCUCAAAGAGAUCAUGGAAGGGAAAAGCCAGGACAGUGACUUGAAGCAAUACUGGAUGCCAGAUAGCCAGUGUAAAGAGUGCUAUGAUUGCAGUGAAAAAUUUACAACCUUUAGGCGCAGACACCAUUGCAGAUUGUGUGGGCAGAUUUUCUGCAGUCGUUGUUGUAAUCAAGAAAUUCCUGGAAAAUUUAUGGGCUAUACAGGAGACCUCCGAGCAUGUACAUACUGUAGAAAAAUAGCCUUAAGUUAUGCUCAUUCCACAGACAGUAAUUCCAUUGGGGAAGACUUGAAUGCCCUUUCAGAUUCAACUUGCUCUGUGUCUAUCCUUGAUCCAAGCGAACCACGGACACCUGUUGGGAGUAGAAAAGCCAGUCGUAACAUAUUUUUAGAGGAUGAUUUAGCCUGGCAAAGUUUGAUUCAUCCAGAUUCCUCAAAUAGUGCUCUUUCAACAAGACUUGUAUCUGUUCAAGAGGAUGCAGGGAAGUCUCCUGCUCGAAACAGAUCAGCCAGCAUUACUAAUCUGUCACUGGAUCGAUCUGGUUCUCCUAUGGUUCCUUCAUAUGAGACAUCUGUCAGUCCCCAGGCUAACCGAACCUAUGUUAGGACAGAGACUACUGAGGAUGAACGCAAAAUUCUUCUGGACAGUGUUCAGUUAAAGGAUCUGUGGAAAAAAAUUUGCCAUCACAGCAGCGGGAUGGAAUUUCAGGAUCACCGUUACUGGUUGAGAACACAUCCCAACUGCAUUGUAGGAAAGGAAUUAGUCAACUGGCUAAUCAGAAAUGGACACAUUGCUACGAGGGCACAAGCUAUAGCAAUUGGACAAGCAAUGGUUGAUGGACGUUGGUUGGAUUGUGUCAGUCAUCAUGACCAGCUCUUCAGGGAUGAGUAUGCGCUGUAUAGACCACUGCAGAGUACCGAAUUUUCUGAAACACCUUCUCCAGAUAGUGACUCAGUGAAUUCUGUGGAAGGACACUCUGAACCAUCCUGGUUUAAAGACAUAAAAUUUGAUGAUAGUGACACAGAACAGAUUGCUGAAGAAGGUGACGAUAAUUUGGCUAAUUCUGCCAGUCCUAGCAAGCGCACGUCAGUCAGCAGUUUCCAGUCCACAGUGGACAGUGACUCAGCCGCUUCUAUCAGCUUGAACGUGGAGCUGGACAACGUGAACUUCCAUAUCAAGAAGCCCUCCAAGUACCCACAUGUGCCCCCUCACCCUGCUGACCAGAAAGAGUAUUUGGUUUCUGACACCGGAGGACAACAGCUCUCAAUAAGCGAUGCCUUCAUCAAAGAAUCCUUAUUUAAUCGGCGAGUAGAGGAAAAAUCCAAAGAGCUGCCUUUCACACCUUUGGGCUGGCAUCAUAACAACCUGGAGCUCUUAAGGGAGGAGAAUGAGGAGAAGCAAGCCAUGGAAAGACUGCUUUCAGCUAAUCAUAACCACAUGAUGGCACUACUUCAGCAGUUGCUUCAUAACGAGUCAUUGUCAUCAUCUUGGAGGGACAUCAUUGUGUCACUAGUCUGCCAGGUUGUUCAGACAGUCCGACCUGACGUCAAGCACCAGGAUGAUGACAUGGAUAUCCGCCAGUUUGUUCACAUCAAGAAGAUUCCAGGUGGAAAGAAAUUUGAUUCUGUGGUUGUCAAUGGCUUUGUUUGUACCAAGAACAUUGCUCAUAAAAAGAUGAAUUCUUGUAUUAAAAAUCCCAAAAUCCUUCUCUUGAAGUGUUCCAUUGAGUAUCUCUAUAGAGAAGAAACUAAGUUUACUUGCAUCGAUCCUAUUGUGCUUCAGGAAAGGGAAUUCUUGAAGAAUUAUGUUCAACGGAUAGUUGAUGUUCGACCCACAUUGGUUCUAGUUGAGAAAACAGUAUCUCGUAUCGCUCAGGACAUGUUACUGGAACAUGGCAUUACUCUGGUCAUUAAUGUAAAGUCACAAGUUUUAGAACGAAUCAGUCGAAUGACCCAAGGUGAUUUAGUGGUGUCCAUGGACCAGCUGCUCACUAAACCACACCUGGGCACUUGCCACAAAUUUUAUAUGCAGAUAUUUCAGUUACCUAAUGAACAAACCAAAACACUGAUGUUUUUUGAAGGUUGUCCACAGCACCUAGGGUGCACAAUCAAGCUCAGAGGAGGCUCUGAUUAUGAGCUGGCUCGGGUUAAGGAGAUCCUAAUAUUUAUGAUCUGUGUGGCUUAUCAUUCUCAACUAGAAAUCUCCUUUCUCAUGGAUGAGUUUGCUAUGCCUCCAACAUUAAUGCAAAGCCCUUCAUUCCAUUCUUUGACUGAGGCACGAGGGGAGGAGGGAGCACUUCAGGAGCAGUGCAGUGGCAGCUUCCUUUCCCAGGAUCCAGAGUGCCCUCCUGAUUCCCUGUCUUCUGAUGAUAGCACUUUGUUGGAAUCAAGGACUGUGCUUGAGAAGGGUGAGCAGGACAGUAAAAGUGUUCCCCAGGCGGUUGCCUCUCUGAAGCAUCAAGAUUACACCACACCCACUUGCCCAGCAGGUAUUCCCUGUGCUCUCUUUGCAUUGGUACCUGAAUCAUUGUUGCCUCUCCAUGUGGAUCAACAGGAUGCUAUAGGAAAUGGAGAGCCAGAGACAUUGCAGCAAACAGAUGAGCAACAGGACCCCAAAAGCCAGAUGAGAGCCUUUAGAGACCCUCUGCAGGAUGACACUGGAAUGUAUGUUACUGAGGAAGUCACCUCCUCUGAAGAUAAACGAAAGACUUACUCUAUGACCUUUAAACAGGAAUUAAAAGAUGUGAUCCUCUGUAUCUCUCCAGUUAUUACAUUCCGGGAACCCUUCCUUUUAACUGAAAAGGGGAUGAGGUGCUCAACUCGAGAUUACUUUCCAGAGCAGAUUUACUGGUCUCCUCUCCUCAACAAAGAGGUGAAGGAAAUGGAGAUCAGGAGGAAGAAACAGCUGCUCAGGGAUCUCUCUGGACUUCAGGGCAUGAAUGGCAGUGUUCAGGCCAAGUCUAUUCAAGUCUUACCCUCACAUGAGCUAGUGAGCACCCGGAUUGCUGAGCAUCUGGGUGAUAGCCAGAGCUUGGGAAGAAUGCUGGCUGAUUAUCGAGCUAGAGGAGGAAGAAUACAGUCAAAACAUUUGGACCCUUUUGUCCAUUCAAAAGAUGCAUCGUGUACUUCAAGUGGCAAAUUGGGAAACAAGACAGAGAGUGAUGAAGAGAGGGGGUUGGUUCCAAGUGAUGCCUUAUGGUCAACAAAGGUGGACUGCCUGAAUCCUGCUAACCACCAGAGGCUCUGUGUACUCUUCAGCAGCUCAUCUGCCCAGUCCAGCAAUGCUCCUAGUGCCUGCGUCAGUCCUUGGAUUGUAACAAUGGAAUUUUAUGGAAAGAAUGAUCUUACACUGGGAAUAUUUUUAGAAAGAUAUUGUUUCAGGUCAUCUUACCAAUGUCCUAGCAUGUUCUGUGAUACCCCCAUGGUGCAUCACAUUCGACGCUUUGUUCAUGGUCAAGGCUGUGUGCAGAUAAUCCUGAAGGAGUUGGAUUCUCCAGUGCCUGGAUAUCAACAUACAAUUCUUACAUAUUCCUGGUGUAGAAUCUGCAAACAAGUAACACCAGUUGUUGCUCUUUCAAAUGAAUCCUGGUCUAUGUCAUUUGCAAAGUACCUUGAACUUCGGUUUUAUGGGCACCAGUACACACGCAGAGCGAAUGCUGAGCCAUGUGGUCACUCUAUCCACCAUGAUUAUCACCAGUAUUUCUCUUAUAACCAGAUGGUGGCAUCUUUCAGUUAUUCUCCUAUUCGGCUUCUUGAAGUGUGUGUUCCACUACCAAAAAUAUUCAUUAAACGUCAAGCCCCACUGAAGGUGUCCCUUCUCCAGGACCUCAAGGACUUCUUUCAGAAAGUUUCACAGGUGUACCUAGCUGUUGAUGAAAGACUUGCAUCCUUGAAGACAGAUACAUUUAGCAAAACAAGAGAGGAAAAAAUGGAAGACAUCUUUGCACAAAAAGAGAUGGAAGAGGGUGAGUUCAAGAACUGGACUGAGAAGAUGCAAGCAAGGCUCAUGUCCUCCUCUGUGGACACCCCUCAGCAACUGCAGUCCAUCUUUGAGUCCCUCAUAGCCAAGAAGCAAAGCCUCUGUGAAGUGCUGCAAGCGUGGAACAGCAGGUUGCAGGACCUUUUCCAGCAGGAAAAAGGUAGAAAGAGGCCUUCGGUUCCUCCUAGUCCUGGGAGACUAAGACAAGGUGAAGAAAGCAAGAUAAGUGCAAUGGACACAUCUCCAAGGAAUAUUUCUCCAGGACUUCACAAUGGAGAAAAAGAGGAUCGAUUCCUGACAACCCUGUCCAGCCAGAGCUCCACAAGCUCUACCCAUCUCCAAUUGCCCACUCCUCCUGAGGCCCUGGCCGAGCAGUUAAUGGGAGGGCCCUCUGACCUAGAUACUGUCAGUGGUUCAGAAGAUGUAUUUGAUGGGCAUUUGCUGGGAUCCACAGACAGCCAGGUGAAGGAAAAGUCAACCAUGAAAGCCAUCUUGGCUAAUUUGCUUCCAGGAAACAGCUAUAAUCCCAUUCCAUUUCCUUUUGACCCAGAUAAACACUAUUUAAUGUAUGAACAUGAACGGGUGCCCAUUGCUGUCUGUGAGAAAGAACCCAGCUCCAUCAUUGCUUUUGCACUCAGUUGUAAAGAAUACCGAAAUGCCUUAGAGGAGUUGUCCAAAGCGACUCUGUGCAACAGUGCUGAAGAAGGGCUUCCAACAAAUAGUGCUUUAGAUAGCAGACCAAAGAGUAGCAGCCCUAUUAGAUUACCUGAGGUCACUGGAGGGCAGACAAGCCGUGCAGCAGAAGCAGAGCCUCAGCCAACCAAAAAAGCUUCAGGAAUGUUGUCCUUCUUCAGAGGAACGUCAGGGAAGAGUCCCGAUCUCUCUUCUCAGAAGAGAGAGACCUUACGUGGGGCUGACAGUGCUUACUACCAGGUCGGGCAGACUGGCAAAGAGGGGACAGAGAACCAAGGUCUGGAGCCUCAAGAUGAGGCAGAUGGAGGAGAUACACAGAGGAAACAACUUACAAAUCCUCAUGUGGAACUUCAAUUUUCAGAUGCGAAUGCCAAGUUUUACUGUCGGCUGUACUACGCAGGAGAGUUCCAUAAGAUGCGUGAAGUGGUUCUGGGCAGCAGUGAAGAAGAUUUCAUUCGCUCCCUUUCUCACUCUUCACCCUGGCAGGCCCGGGGAGGCAAGUCAGGAGCUGCUUUCUAUGCCACGGAAGAUGAUAGAUUCAUUUUGAAGCAAAUGCCCCGUCUGGAAGUCCAGUCUUUCCUUGACUUUGCACCACACUACUUCAAUUAUAUCACAAAUGCUGUUCAACAAAAGAGGCCCACUGCUUUGGCCAAAAUUCUUGGAGUUUACAGAAUUGGUUAUAAGAACUCUCAAAAUAACACUGAGAAGAAGUUAGAUCUCCUUGUCAUGGAAAACCUUUUCUACGGGAGAAAGAUGGCACAGGUUUUUGAUUUGAAAGGUUCACUUAGAAAUCGAAAUGUAAAAACUGACACUGGGAAAGAGAGUUGUGAUGUAGUUCUGUUGGAUGAAAACCUCCUAAAGAUGGUUCGUGACAACCCUCUGUAUAUUCGUUCCCAUUCCAAAUCUGUGCUGAGGACCUCCAUCCAUAGUGACGCCCAUUUUCUUUCGAGCCACCUCAUUAUAGACUAUUCUUUGCUGGUUGGUCGAGAUGACACUAGCAAUGAGCUGGUAGUUGGAAUCAUAGAUUAUAUUCGAACAUUUACAUGGGACAAAAAGCUUGAGAUGGUUGUGAAGUCAACAGGAAUUUUAGGAGGCCAAGGUAAAAUGCCAACUGUGGUCUCUCCAGAGUUGUAUAGGACUAGAUUUUGUGAAGCGAUGGACAAGUAUUUCCUGAUGGUGCCCGACCACUGGACAGGGUUGGAUCUGAACUGCUGAAAUCAUGCAGAUGAUUUGAAACAGACUGUGAAGGAAAGUGGAUCUGAGCAAGAGACCCAAACUAUAUGACACAUAUUAUUUCUUUGUUUUAUAUAUCACUGAACACAAAGGCCUUUCAGUUCUGUGACUGUCCACAGACUGUCUUUAGACUGUCCAUAACUGUGGGGUAAACGCUCCAUGGAUUGUACUUUGCUUCUGUUACUUGAAAUUAGCUGUCUGUAAACCAGGAAACUGUACAACGUUAAAGACAGGUUCUUUUUAAGGGCUGCAAUUGGAGAUGAGUAUGUAGGGUAGGAAAUUGAGUUAUCAUAUUUACUAACUCUGUCACUCUGUUUGAUAGACUGUGACUGUCUGGUAGACUGUAACUGAUAGAUUGUGAGUAUUUGGUAGAUUAUGACUAUUGUCUGGUAGUCUGUGACUGUCUGGCAUCACAUUUGACACUUUUUCCCUGAGAAGGUACUUACAGACUUGCAUAAUUCAUUUUAUGUUUCCUAUGUAGUAACUUUGUGUUUAUUCUUAUAAUUUCUGAAACUUUUAGGAAAAGUCUGAUUUAUUCUAUUAAUUGCCAGUUAAAACAGAUUGGUGCUUGCUUUGCUAGGAAUUUGAUUUAAACUGGGAAUCCUGUCAUACUCUGUAUUCUCCAUCUUACUUUGUUUGUAACUGUGUUCACAUUCUAUCUUUUCUGCAGGAGAUGAGAGCCUAAAACCAUUAGCUUCAAAGCCUUUCAUAGAGCUUUGUAAGGAGCUUGUUUAAAACUUCUCUGUAAUGUACCAAACAGCACUCAACCCACAUGUGUGUUUGCAUUCUGGAUUUUCGUCUCAUUUUGGGGAAACAAAAUGAGCAGUAAAUGAAUACGUAGUCACUGAAUCCCUAAAUGAAUAAUUAAUAAUGACAGAUUUUUUUUUACAGUAAAAGAUAGAUUAAGGCCAAUCCAAGAAACUGAGAAGGAACAAUUGUUUUGUUUUUUUAAUAGUGGUAAAGUAUCUUUCAUCACUUCUAGCAGUUUAAUAGGAUCUAAAACGUUUCAGUGUGGAUACUCUCAUUUUUAAGUUUCUACCACACUGACCAGUGCUGCUGAGAAAUGCUAAGAGGUGAAGUGAUUCCCACUUUAAGGACCUUGUUUACUAGUCUGUGGUCUCAUCUAAAAAGUGGUCAAGAAUCCUGAACUGUGAGUAGAUGCUUUUACCCCAGAAUAGUGCCCAUGUCCUCUUGGCUUUUAUGUAACAAGGAUAUUUGGACAUUUAUAGAGUUGUAAUGAUUCCAUUUUUUUUCAGAUUUCCUCUAAUAGCACAACAAUAUUGGAGAGAGAGAGAGAGAGAGAGAGAGAGAGAGAGAGAGAGAGAGAGAGAGAGAGAGAGAGAGAGAGAGAGAGAGAGAGAGAGAUUGGGUGUGAUCUGCUUCAUAGAAUAGUCUGCACCUGAACUAGACACAAGUUUGGCAAGUUUGCUGUAGAGAAUGAAGUGGUAACCAACUGUUUGUUGCUUAUUGCGAGCAUGACUAGUUUUGAAUUCAUAACAAGUUGAAUAAGGGCUUAUGUCUACCUGAUGUUAAGCCUUGGCCUCAUCAGCCUUUCAUCUGUGCCUUGUGAAGGUGGACCAAACACUGAAGAGUCCAGCUGUGAUAUUAGAGGUCAGUAAAGUAGUUGUGCUGACAUGAAAUUGGCAUGGAACUCUUACUUUCUGUACACCCAGACACAAAGGCUUUCUUAUCUGCCUUGGAAUGCCAGCUCUGUUUUGUCUCUGCUCAUUUCUUCUGUCCUCACUUCUUGCAGGACUAGAAUUAUGUCUUGUUGGUUUCAGUACAGUGCAUGUAGCUGAGCUCAGGGCAGUAACCAGUAACCCCCUAGAAACAUGGCACCUCCUUCCUCUCUUGCCCCUGACCUGGAAAGCAAUUUUGCCUUUUAAAGUAUUGUUGCCUCUGGCAUUUUGGUGACUAAACUUUCUGAAGCAAGAGUUAUUGCUUUGAAAGCUUGACUUGUCCUUUUAAAAUUAAUGUCAAACUGGUAUUAAUGAAGGGGAAACGCACAAUUGAACUGUUUUGAAAGGUACAAGUGUGUGACUCCUGGCUAUUUGCGUUUAGCUGCUACCAUGUAUAUGUAUGUAUAUUUAGUAUUUGGAGUGCUUUGAAUUGAAUGACUGUUGUCCUCUUGAACUCCCUUUCCUGGUCUAGAGAAUAUUAAUGUUGAAAAGUUGUGAAUAAGGAAGAAAUCUCAUGCUCAGAAUAUAACAUGAAUUCCAAAGCAACCGAUAGAAACAUGAGAGAAUUAUGACAGCAUAUUGCUUUGUAUAACAGUCUUAUUUAUAAAUAUGAAGCUUUUUGAUGACAUAAAGUUUUGUUAAAAAAAGAAGAGACUUAAGUUUUUCCUCUCUGCCUGAGGGAAGAAAGGAGAAAUAAGCUGUUAUGAGCACUUUGUAGUCACUGAGGGUUUUUUUUUAAUAGCUUCUCAAGGUUUCCUAUGCGGUGUCUGAGCAUCUAUGUAAAUAAUAGGGCCAUUCAUGCUGACAUUGACUUAUAUGACAACUUUGUGGCUGAUGGUUUCUUGGCACUUUAACCAUUAGCAGUGGACUUCUUGGAAGUGCUAAGGAAGAUUAUCAGCAUGUAGAAAGUUAGCUGAGUUUCAAGUGUGAAAACUGUUGCCAGUGAGCUUGGUGAAGUCUGACCAGGACAUUUAUGCUCUCAAAGUGACUUAUGCAGUAUUUAAACAUCUAGUGCAAUGCCUUUUUUUUUUUUGGGUUGGUUUUGUAAUAGGUGCAGUGUAUUAUAGAAAAAAUGAAAAUUACAAUCAUGAGCAGUUUUGUGAAUGCUGCUUUGUCAGUUUUGUAAAAGAAAAUGUACAUAGGGUCUUUCAACAGGUUUUAAUCUAGAAGAAAUAACAUUGUAAAUCACAGUAGCUUCCUAAUUUAAUAUGAAAAACUCAAUAUUGAAAGUACUUAUUGUAUUGGAAUGUAUAUAUUUCUCUAACUUUGUUUCCAGCUGUUUUAUAUGAUUAACGUGUUAUUUAAAGAUAACUGCCCUAGCCUUUUAGAGACUUGUACUGUAAAUAAAGAGGACCUACAAUAAACUGGAAUUUACUUUA
Molecule: messenger RNA, 9534 nt
Organism: Mesocricetus auratus (golden hamster)
Lineage: Eukaryota; Metazoa; Chordata; Mammalia; Rodentia; Cricetidae
Gene: Pikfyve
Product: phosphoinositide kinase, FYVE-type zinc finger containing
Exons: 43
Coding region: 129-6458 (2109 amino acids)
Biological process (GO): intracellular signal transduction; phosphatidylinositol metabolic process
Molecular function (GO): ATP binding; 1-phosphatidylinositol-3-phosphate 5-kinase activity; metal ion binding
Source: RefSeq, a predicted model, not a curated record